CUCGGCACCAGAAAGGAUUAAGGAGAUGCAUGGUGAACAGUCGCAGUUGGGCCGAAGAACUGCAGGAUAUUUUUGCAGCACAGGCUGAGGAUUGUUACAAUGCAGCACGGACCAGGCUUUCCAGCAUUUCUUAUAUGAGAGGGUCUCCUGGGUCUAGCUUCACUGCAGCGUAGAGGAAGGCAGGACGGCUGUUUUAGUGCGAUGCGCUGAAAGGAUGGUGCACCAGGAGAAACGCAUUUACCAGGCACAGAGGAAUGAGAGAGAGUCCAUCAGGCAGAAACUUGCACUCGGCAGUUUCUAUGACGACGAGCCAGUCAUCUACACCAGCUGCAGCAAAAACGGCCCGUCCUCCCGGCGGCAGAGUGGAGUGAACCUCCAGGUGUGUGUUGUCAAUGAUAGCAGCAGCGACAAGGACAGUGAUGCCGAGGACAGCAGGACGGAGACCAGUCUGGACACACCGCUGUCACCUGUGAGCAAGCAGAGCUCAUCGCUGUCAGACCGGGACACUGCAGAAGAGGACUCCGAUCCAUUAGAUGACUGUGGGGGGUUUUGGCGAGUGCAAAGACGGCUACAGGAGGAGGCCCGGGUGGCGCUGGCUCUGGCCCGACCCAUGGCCCGAAUGCAGGUGGAGGUGGAGAGGCAAAUCCAGCUGCACAGACGUUCGCCUGUGGCAGACCUGCUUCCCCACCUGCCCCACAUCAGCGAGGGCUUGAUGAAGAGGAAUUUAAAGAGAGGGGACAUGAGAGACAUGAGCCUCGGACAACUCCAAGUGAUCACAAACGAUUUCCACUCCCAGAUUCAGAGUCUAAAUGAGGAGCUGGUGCAGUUGCUGCUGAUGAGGGAUGAGCUGCAUGUGGAGCAGGAUGCCAUGCUGGUAGACGUAGAAGACCUCACCAGGCAUGCACACAGCCAUCACAGGCCCCAAGUGGACAAAGCAAAGUAGCAUUCCCAUAAGUCUGUUUUCCUUCAACUUCCUACUCGACGGAUUGUCGCCAUCACAUCUGGGCAUUUGCAACGAUUACCGGAUAAACACAGCUGUAAUACCACUGCAUCAAAGCCAACCAAUAAAAUCCAAAAGAUCAUCUAUUUUGGUGGCUUUCACUAUCACUCAGCAUGAUUGUUAUUGUUGUAAUUCAGAGAGUCAGGGGAAAUUCUUUAAGCUUAAUUACCCCCCUCAUCUUCAUUUACUGCUUUGUGGUUUGUUUUUUCAGUUUUACACAUAUUUUUGGUAAAGCUUGGUUGAGGCUUGUUUCUCUGAAGCUCUGUUUAAAAAAAGCACCAUAUCUGAAUGGCUACAUAAACUCACUCAAAUGGAUGUUUUUAAUUAAUUACAAUAUUUUCAGUUAUCACUACAUUGCAAAAAAUAUAUAUAUAAUGUUGCACAAAAAAUAACCACCUAUGUCUGUUAGUAUGCCACAGUGUAGUCAGGAAAAUGAUGACAAAAUAUGCUUUCAAAGUUGUUAAUCAUAGAAAUUUCACAAAAUAUGCAAAUCGUUUUUUAGACUUUAUUUUUAAAUGCUUAAUCUAGGAAAAGGUGAACCAGAAAUCAUAAACUAUACAAGCUAAAAUAAUUUUCUGUGUAAGAGAUUUAUGCACAUUCUAUAUGUAAAUGUUUAAAAAUUACUUUAAAAAAAGAAUAAAAGAACACACCUUGAGAUGUUUCAGUGUUCUCCUGCUCUGCUUUUUAAGAAUGUAAUUUCACACAAACAUACACUUUGUGUUUGCUUUACUAAUAAUUGUAGUGAAAAUGAUUGUAAAAAAAAAAAAA
This is a messenger RNA of Oryzias latipes (Japanese medaka), 1768 nucleotides long. Its product is annotated as schwannomin-interacting protein 1. The record is from RefSeq and is a predicted model, not a curated record. Gene Ontology annotation, biological process: positive regulation of hippo signaling. Gene Ontology annotation, cellular component: plasma membrane; cell junction. Lineage: Eukaryota; Metazoa; Chordata; Actinopteri; Beloniformes; Adrianichthyidae.